AUGUCUGCUAUAUGUAGGGGUGUAAACAUAGGGACUCCGGUGGUGCUUGAACUUUCCAAUCUUUCAUGCGCGGAUGUGUGGCCUUUGAUUCCCUAUUUAAACCUAGACAUUGUUCAGGCAGAGAUUGCACGCCAAGAAGCAAGGCUGAAGAUGGAGAGAGAGAACCUUGAGAAGGAGAAAAGUGUGCUGAUGGGAACUGCAUCAAAUCAGGAUAACCAAGAUGGCGCUCUUGAAAUCACUGUAAGUGGGGAGAAGUACCGAUGCCUCAGGUUUGCUAAGGCAAAGAAGUGA
Molecule: messenger RNA, 291 nt
Organism: Ilex paraguariensis (yerba mate)
Lineage: Eukaryota; Viridiplantae; Streptophyta; Magnoliopsida; Aquifoliales; Aquifoliaceae
Source: the annotation of a GenBank genome assembly